Messenger RNA from Coniophora puteana RWD-64-598 SS2, 1818 nucleotides. RefSeq lists its product as uncharacterized. The record is from RefSeq and is a predicted model, not a curated record. NCBI's taxonomy places the organism in Eukaryota, Fungi, Basidiomycota, Agaricomycetes, Boletales, Coniophoraceae. The transcript has 4 exons. The annotation marks the transcript as partial.
AUAGGCAUUGGCACCUUCAUCCGCUCAUGCUUGGGCGCCGGUUUGGUGUCUACAAUGAUGAAGAUAGCUCGACGAGAAUGGCCCGGGAGAAACGUUCCUAGGGCAAGGGUCAUAUCCCAGUAUAGGGCUCUUCAGCUCCUUUGCAUCCUGGUGCAGCUUGGAGAUGAGUCGGAAUGUCAGACUAUGCUCGACGAUUUGUUGAAGCAGGACGUACUGAAUAUAUGUCUGCAAUGCAUGCAGCAUCAACUGUGCGUGAUGCGUCUACUUAGCAUCAGCGCACUGCGGUCGCUUUGCCAAGUAUAUUUGGGGGAAAAGGUCCCUUCUUCUUUGGCUGCCGCGAUCAUUGAGGGUGUUUGUCUGUACACCCUCCAAGGACCGGACCAUGUCGUCAAUCAGCUUCUAAACCCCGUCACUGCGUGGCAGAGCACAAUGUUCUCGGAGAUGAUCGAAAGGACGCAAGUCACGAGAGAAUCCGCGCCCAUCUUCUAUGCCGUGGUACAAGAUACUGCUGUACAAGUCGCCCAUGAGCUCCUUUUUACCUCUCUGUCUCCGAAAACAACGAUGUUCUGCUAUGAGAUUCUGAAGGAGAGACCCCAAGUGCUCGACCUCCUUCUCAACUGCGCAAUAUUGGAUCGGCCAUCGUGCUUUCCUGAAUCUAAUGUAGCGUCUACCGCUUCCAAGACGCUGGUUUUGCUGCUGCAAUGGCCAAGUCAUAUUGUCCCAGGAGUUGCUUUAUCGGUGAACGAAGCAUUCAAGGAAAGUGAAUGUGAUGUAGUGUUCAAGGCUAUCGGGAUUUUUACAUCACGCCCAAACUGGGCUGAGAUGCUUAUUGAAGUGUGGAUGAACGUACAAGAAGAAGACGUCGAUGCAAUGGAAAGGUUGGUUUUUAGACCUUGUAGAGGAGUGACUAUUGAGUUGACCAUCGCUAGGCGAUUUUCCAUCGAAGGCACGGAGAAGGGGAUGAUGGCCAACUUUCUUCGAAACCGGGGCAUUCGUCGUGCAUCCAUCCUUCGCUUGAUAGCCACCAUCACUCAUGCGGCAACUUCGUGCGGUACAAAUGCUCAGAUCGAAUCAGUGCUGCACAUAGCAUACCUGGGAUGUUGCAAAGGCGGAAAGUACUUAGAGGAUUGCACCACCGACGAAGAAGUCAUGCGCUCCUUCGAGUACGAGUACGAGGUGUUCAGAUCCUACCUCCUGGAGAAUGCAAAGCCGAGCAAGCCUGUCGUGUCUACCGAAACCCCGUUUGUGAUCGCAUCUCAACGCGUCCUUGGUCCGACCGCACUCGUCCGCCUGCUCGCUGUUCUCGCACAGCGAAAAACCCUUAGCCCAAUACAAACGCUUAGCAAGCUACCGAACGGGCUUUCGUCGUCAACUUCACUCCAGCAUAUCCAGCAAAUUACACAUCCAGAGGUCAUACGUCGCAUCAUCAGGCUCUCUCAAAUGCGCAUAGUCGAGCGUAUGGACAGAGGUCGUACGCGCGCAAGGGCUAAAGGUGACCCGGACGAAACAAACUUCGCGUGCUCGACCUUCAUGAGCGUCGCCGAGCUCGCCGCGGCGUUGGUUGCGCUAGAUGAGUACACGCACGGCGUUUACUCAGCUGAGAUACGCGGGGCACGCAAGCAACUUGUGAUCGCUCUAGGCAACGCAUCACAGAUGGCCUAUAGCCUGGGGCAUUUCAAACGAGCACUGCACCUCGCGUCGGGUGCAACUGCCGCCGCCGAGAAUAUUGCAGUCGAAGAAGGGUUGACUCCAGCCAUAAUUGAGAAGAAUGAGGGUAGGGUCGCCCAAGCCAACGCCGCUUUACGGAUACACCAGUAG